Molecule: messenger RNA, 2222 nt
Organism: Papaver somniferum (opium poppy)
Lineage: Eukaryota; Viridiplantae; Streptophyta; Magnoliopsida; Ranunculales; Papaveraceae
Product: cytochrome P450 90B1-like
Exons: 8
Coding region: 220-1773 (517 amino acids)
Biological process (GO): sterol metabolic process
Molecular function (GO): heme binding; iron ion binding; oxidoreductase activity, acting on paired donors, with incorporation or reduction of molecular oxygen
Source: RefSeq, a predicted model, not a curated record
AACCUUUAAAAAGAAAGUUAAAACUACUCAUAUCUUCAUAAAACCUCUCCAAUUAGAAGACAAUCUCCCAAAGCUUCUAUUUAAAGCUCAAGAAAAACAGGAUCUUUUCAAGAUUUUGAAACAGAGAGUUGGUUCUUUCUUAGAUAAAUAGGGACAGAGAGAGUGGAGAGAGAGAGAGGGAGAGAAAGAGAAGGAAGAUAGCUUUUGUUUCAGUGUACAAUGUCUGAAGUAGAGCUACUUCAUCUCUUAUUCUCCUCAACUACAACAACAAUAUUAUCUCUACUACUAAUUAUCAUUAUGUGGUAUCAUCAUCUCUUUAAAAGAAAAGAUAAAGUACUUAAACUUCCACCAGGAAACAUGGGUUUGCCUUUUAUAGGCGAAACAAUCCCUUACUUGAGACCUUAUUCUGCUACUACUGUUGGUGAAUAUAUGGAAAAACAGAUAUCAAGGCAUGGAAAGAUUUACAAGUCGAAUUUAUUCGGUGAACCGACAAUUGUUUCCGCUGAUGCUGAAUUCAACCGGUUUAUAUUGCAAAACGAAGGUCGGUUGUUCGAAUGCAGUUAUCCCAGAAGUAUUGGAGGAAUUCUUGGGAAAUGGUCUAUGUUAGUGUUAGUUGGAGACAUGCACAGAGAUAUGAGAAUGAUUUCUCUUAACUUCAUGAGUAAUACAAGACUUAAAACCCAUCUCUUAAAAGAAGUUGAAAUGCAUACUUUGCUUGUUCUAGGAUCUUGGAAAGAUAAUUCAGUCUUCUCUGCUCAAGAUGAAGCUAAAAAGUUUACAUUCAAUUUAAUGGCAAGGCAUAUCAUGAGUAUGGAUCCAGGAAAGCCUGAAACAGAGAAGUUGAAGAGUGAAUACAUUACUUUCAUGAAAGGAGUUGUAUCAGCACCAUUGAACUUCCCAGGCACAGCUUACAGAAGGGCAUUAAAGUCACGAUCAUGCAUUUUGAAAGUAAUAGAGCAGAAAAUGGAGGAAAGAAUCGAGAAAAUGAACGAUAACCGAACGUUAAUGGGGGAGAAAGUAGUGAUUAAAGAGGAAGAAGAUCUUCUUGGAUGGGUUUUAAAGCACUCAAAUUUAUCAACAGAACAGAUUCUUGAUUUGAUAUUAAGUUUGCUGUUUGCCGGCCAUGAAACUUCUUCGGUUUCUAUAGCUUUAGCUAUCUAUUUCUUACAAGGAUGUCCUAAAGCAGUUGAAGAAUUAAGGGAAGAGCACCUUAGAAUUGUGGCAGCUAAAAAGCAACUGGGAGGAGAAGUUGGAUUGGUUUGGGAAGAUUAUAAGCAAAUGGAAUUUACUCAAUGGGUUAUAAGUGAAACUCUUCGACUGGGAAAUGUAGUCAGAUUUGUACACAGGAAGGCCCUAAAAGAUGUCCAUUAUAAAGGAUAUGACAUUCCUUGCGGGUGGAAAGUUCUUCCGGUUUUCGCUGCGGUGCAUUUGGACCCUCUAAUCUACGAUGAUCCCCAGCUCUUUAACCCUUGGAGAUGGCAGAAUAGAAGUAACAACAAAGGGUCUGCAACGCUUCUAAGUACGUCCACAACAGUAACCAAUAACUUCAUGCCAUUUGGAGGAGGACCAAGAUUAUGUGCGGGUUCAGAGUUAGCCAAGAUGGAGAUGGCCGUUUUCAUACACCACCUGGUCCUGAAUUACAAUUGGGAACUAGAUAAACCAGAUCAUCCUUUUGCCUUCCCAUUCGUCGAAUUCCCUAAUGGUCUACCCAUUAAGGUCCACAAAUAUCACCACCACCACAAUACCCUCACAAUGCACAGACAACAAUCAUAACAGCAACAUUGUUUUCAUGAUUCUCAGCCUCUCAUGUUGGAUAUUAUAGCUAUAGAAUCCGAAACAACUUGUAAAGGAGAAAAAAAGGUAAUACUAUAAAUUAUCUGAGGAAAAAUCCACAGCAAUUCUUGGGUUCUCAUUCUUCUUUUUGGAACUUUCCAACGGCUAGUUAAGAUUGGUUGUCAGAUCUUUAUCUCACAUGGACAUGGACAUGAACAUGCAUGAAGAAGAAGAAGAUGAAGUUAAAAUGAAGAAUAAAUAUAGAAUAGGAUUUAGGACCAUAUACGAUACUAAUUAGAUACAUAGAAUAUCUCUUUCGAAUUCUACUCCCUUGUAAUAUUUAUUUUCUCAUUAGCAUCCAUUCAAGUUGUCUUUAAUUGUAAUUAUUUAUUAUUUUUGGGUGUAAUCAAUAAUUUUUCCAACUUUAAAUAAGAGGAUUGUGGAGUGUA